GGAGAGUAGGAGAUACAGGGACUCGGAACAGGUUGCAGACGACUCACGAAGGAGGGGAGUGGAAGAGGAUGAGGUGUGUUUAUUUGUUUGCACUGCUGUAUCGGAUCACAAUGCCGAGUCCUCAAUAUGCUUCGACACGUGCCGCAACUUCUCUUUUCGACUCUGGCGCCAGCAUCCUUGCUGUCGCAAAUCUAUCCAAAUUUCUAUCCAUGUAUCAAUGCUAGAAUCCCUGCACACUCAAAGCAUCGCUGUUCUGGUCAACAAGACACGCUCUCGAGGUUCAACUCGAAAAGCAAGGGGAGAAGACUCAAAGUUAAAGGGCCCUAAAUUUGUCCGCAAUGAAUGUCUCCCCGCCUCUGAGCCGACUGGAAUCAUAGGCUAUUAAUAAAUUCAUUCUAGACGUGACCUCGUGAAUCUUAUCUACCGCUGAAUUGUCCAGAUGCACAAACAAUUCAAUCUGCACUCCACUGCGAUAAUAUCUGUUUUUCGAAUUCUAUGGCAUUUGUGUUCUAUCUUCCCCCACCUUCGAUCCCUGCUCGCCGAUCCUUCGAUAUACUUUGAGGUUUUGCGACGAAUGUGGAACGCCUUUGCUCAGACCACUGCCUUCGAUUGAAGGAGACUGCGCCUUGCAUGACGAUGGAUAGCAGUGGAAUUAAUCACUGAUUUUUAGUGGUCCCGCGUUGCUCAACUUACGCGUCUUAUGAUCCUGUUCCUGACUCUCCAUCGCGCCUGUACAUGAUUAUUAUUUCCGGUUAUCCCUCCUCAGGAUAUAUAAAGGGCGCACUGCUCUCGACGACCCCCAGAAUCUGAUUCCCACUCCCCACCAGCCUAUCAAUGCAGUUCAACUUCUUCGCUCUCGUCACCGUCCUUGCCGUAGGUAUCACCUCUGCCCAGGCCGCCUGUGUCAUCGUUGAAGGUGACGCUAGUGCUUGCCCGGCACCCAACUGGGUUGUUUGUGGACCCCUUGUCGUUGGGGAGACCAAGUGCUGCCCGCCGGGUACUCACAUCUGCCCUCUGUAAUCGCGAAUAGAAGCAUUUGUGGAAUAGUCUCAUUGUACGGCGGUUUUCGUAUCAGAAAUCCGUCUUGAUCAUGUCCGUCUUGGCUUAAGUAGUUAUGAG
Mycena citricolor is the source of this 1119-nucleotide messenger RNA. NCBI's taxonomy places the organism in Eukaryota, Fungi, Basidiomycota, Agaricomycetes, Agaricales, Mycenaceae. The record is from the annotation of a GenBank genome assembly.